AUGAAGGGAGGAUAUACCUGUGAUCACUUAGAGCUUAUUCUGUUUGAUUCAAAGUUGGAUUUGAUUCAAGCCAUUGUGCCAUCUUAUUUGGUCCAACUUGUUGACAUACCUCUGAACCACCUCAAGUUAAUUGGAAUAAAUGCUAUUAUUGAGGGUAAAUACAGAACGAAUUUGUUAUAUGAUAUAAUUGGUGGGGUUACUGAAAUAUCCCAAGCCCAGAUAAUUCCUGAUAACAACAAAAGCAAGGUUGUGUUUUCAUUAACUGAUCUGAGCAAACAUCGUGUGCAAUGUACUCUUUGGGGUAAAUUAGUUGUGCAACUGAAUGAGUAUUAUACGACUCAUAAGGUCGAUGGUAGUAUUGUUCUCCUACUUAUGAAUGCAAGGAUCAAGGAACCUCAAGGAAAUUAUCCUUUAAAUGUAUCAAAUGCUUGGAACGGCACAAAACUGCUCAUUAAUGAUUUGUCUAUUGAGGAGGUUAAAAACCUUAAAGAGAAUUCUGAGCCAGUCCCAAGAUUUAAGCUUGCAGUGCUUGCCUCCAAUGGAAAGUUAAAAUACAAGUUCGUAUUUUGGGAUGUAGAUUGUGUAAAGUUGAUUGGGAAGUCCGCCCUUCAGAUGAAGUUGGAUUUGAUGGAGACUGGAGAUUUUGAUCCCCUUGAAUUCCCUUAUGAACUUGAUGUGAUGCUGAAGAAGGAGUUGGCUAUAAGAGCAGUGUUUCAACCAAACAAGGCCAGUCUUUCUGUAAUCGGAUUUAAGGCAGAUGAAGUGCUACGUACCAAAAUAAAGGAGAGGUUUAAAUGUGAAGAGCACACUUCAAAGAUUGUCGUCUCAACAGAUGACACUCGGGAUGAUAUGCAUACAACAUCAUGUACUCCGACCAUCAGCACCUCGGAAAAACAGUCUCAUGAUGAUCCACAAACAGUUUCAGAUCCGUUAUCAAUCACUGCAGAUUAUGACCCUUCAGUUGCCAACUCUGCACUUACACCGUCAAAAAGAUCUAUUCCUGAGACAGUUGAAGAACUCGACAGUGCCCAACUAUCGUCCACCAAGAUAAUAAGGGACAUCAAGCUGGAGAAAUGA
Molecule: messenger RNA, 1077 nt
Organism: Vicia faba (fava bean)
Lineage: Eukaryota; Viridiplantae; Streptophyta; Magnoliopsida; Fabales; Fabaceae
Source: the annotation of a GenBank genome assembly